AUGGACUUUAUAGUCGACUGUGGUCUCGACACAUCGGCCUUGUUAAAGUUUCCGCCGCGCAACACCAUCGGCGACGACGACGAUGGUGCUGAUAUCGAUCACAGGACAACGAUAGACUUGGACAUAUUUGGACCUCAAAACCCGGAAGACGAUAACGGCUCGCGUAAACGCCGAAAACUUGACGCGUUUGCUGAAGCAGGGCGAUUUUUAGUACAGACGCCAGAUUUUUCGUCCGUUGAUUGGAAAGCAGUCGAUUUUAUUUUGAUCUCUAGUUAUAGACAUAUGCUCGCUUUGCCUUUCGUUACAGAAUAUACCGAAUUUAUGGGCAAGAUAUAUGCAACUGAACCGACUAUCGAAUUUGGACGACAACUUAUGAAUGAACUGGUUUAUUACUUUGGUGAAAGUUCGUCAACGGAUGCAGCUAGCAGGCACGCGCCAUCGCAUUCCAAUAUCGGAAAGUUACUUCAAGACGAAUCAACGUUUGAUCUAACUCUAUCGAGAACACUUUAUACGACGGCAGAUGUCCAAUCAUGUAUAGAUAAGAUCCAACCGAUUCGAUAUUGCGAGCAUCUGUCGUUGUAUGACUCUUUGAGAAUCACUGCUUAUAGUUCGGGUUAUUGUCUAGGAAGCGCUAAUUGGGCUAUUGACUGUGGCCAAGAGAAGAUUGCAAUAAUCUCGUCAUCCUCGACGAUAAAGACUAUUCAUCCUGCUCCGUUUGAUAAAACAGUUUUUGAAAAUGCGAGCGUGAUAUUGUUUAGUGACUUGCGUACCGAAACCUAUCUUUCUUACGAGGAAGCGCUUGACAAAAUUGAAGAAUGUGUCGUGAGGACAAUUAAUAAUGAUGGAAAUGUCCUAUUUCCAUGUACUUCUAACGGUAUUAUACUUGAUCUUGUGGAAGACCUUGACAGAAUAUUGUCAGCGAAAGGACUUGGUGGGCAUGUAAGAAUGUUUGUAAUAUCUCCUAUGGCGGAAGAAUCUUUGAAAUAUUCAAAUAUUCUGGGAGAAUGGAUGUGUAAAUCGAAUCAAGAUAAAUUAUACACGGCAGAGAAUCCAACAACUCAUAAGCUUUUGAUGAGUAAACAGCGUCUGUUUCACGUUGCUCGAGUGGACAGUUCCUUGAGUCAAAUAUACAAACAGCCAUGUAUAGUCUUUGCGGGUCACGUUUCGUUGCGUAGUGGUGCUGCUGUAGAAUUUUUAAAGAAAUGGGGCAAAAACACUGCGAAUAUGAUUAUAUUCACAGACUCUGACGUUGAUUAUAAAGAGGCCUUUUCCCCUUUUGAAGGAUUGAAAAUAAAUCAAGAAAUCAUCCCGCUCGAUAUCAGGCUUUCUGUGCAAGAAGUAGAAUCCAUACUUCGGCAAUAUCACCCGAAGACAGUACUUGUUCCCUCUGACGUUAAUGAAAUUGAUGGUAACACAUUACUAUCUCAUCAGCGGCUUGUAGUUUACGAGUAUUCGGUCGUACAUAAUGUAACAAUAAACUCACAAUACGAAAGAACGUCACUCAGUGAAUCACUGGCAAAAUUAAUCAGACCGAAAGUAGUUGGCAACUCACUCGUUGGCUCGUUAAAUGGCAAUUUAAUGACGCACAACAACAGAUUUUUAUUAGCCAAGGGAAAGAUUGGUGUAAAUUACCAGAGAUUUCUCUGGGGUGACGCACGAGUCGACAAGAUACUUGACAGAUUUGCAGAAGUCGGUAUCGAUGAAGCCUGUGUCAUUAAGGAGGACAUGUUGGAUGCUAUUAUUAUUACGCUAGACUCUCCAAAAGCGACAAUCACCUUGACUCCUAAUUCGUCAAAUAUUGACGUAGAAGACAGCAGUAUAAGAAAGUUUAUAGCCGAUAUAGUAGUAAACCAAUUCACACAAAUGUGA
Molecule: messenger RNA, 1869 nt
Organism: Paraglomus occultum
Lineage: Eukaryota; Fungi; Glomeromycota; Glomeromycetes; Paraglomerales; Paraglomeraceae
Source: the annotation of a GenBank genome assembly